AAAACUACAACUCUUCAACGAAAAACAGCCGCUGUCUUCAACAGCUGUUUUUCCCUCUCGUUUUCUUGUUAAAAUUCUUUGCACAUUUGUUUACAUUUUUUUUUGACGGUUUUAUAUAACUUUAUUAAACAUUUAUUAAAAAAUGUCCUUAUUCCAAAUGAAAUGGCUGCGCCGUUUGGUUAGACGUAACACCAACCCUAUACCGGAAUUACAGGCUGCUUUAUGGAAACGCCGCCUGAGUUUAAUGUAUGCUGUAGUAGCCUGGAAUGCUUUUGGUUUUGUCUGCUAUAUGGCUUUUACGGGACGCAGUGAUUGGGCACACUAUUAUGGUUAUAAAACGGAUGAAGAGAAGCAAGAAUCUCAAGCGGUACAAUUCAGUAAACGUUUGAAUGUGGAAAAGGGUAAAAUUAUAAGAUAUAAGGGCUUUACCAAAGUCGAAGAGAAAGAAUUUGAUAAUACUAACGAUAAGGAGAAUUAAAAUAAAAUAUUGUUACAAAAAUUUAAAA
This is a messenger RNA of Lucilia sericata (common green bottle fly), 506 nucleotides long. RefSeq lists its product as uncharacterized. The transcript has a single exon. The coding region runs from base 143 to 478 and encodes 111 amino acids. NCBI's taxonomy places the organism in Eukaryota, Metazoa, Arthropoda, Insecta, Diptera, Calliphoridae. The record is from RefSeq and is a predicted model, not a curated record.